AACCCUGCUGCACCCACCACCAAUGCUACGUGCUCUGCUUGCAUCUCACUCCAAUCUUGUUAUAACUAAGCCACAGCUAAGCUCGCAAGCUCUCCACCAGAUAGAUCACUCUCGCAUUUGUCCUCGCUGAUAGCUAGAGUUUCACGAUUACACCACCAGAAUGGAAGCCAUGCAGAGAUCAUUUCUAGUGCUGCUCGUGAUCUCAGCGGCGAUCACGGCGUCGGCGCAGGGCCCAACGGCGGCGCCAACGACUCCAGCCCCAGCGGCUCCGGCACCGGCAGCCGGAACGACCAAGACGACCAACAUAACAGGCGUGCUAGCGAAAGCCGGGCAGUUCAACACGUUCAUCCGGCUGCUGCGUUCCACGGGCGUCGCCGCCCAAAUCGACAACCAGCUCAACAGCUCCCAGACGGGCGGGCUCACGGUGUUCGCGCCCACGGACAACGCGUUCACGAGCCUGGCUUCCGGCACGCUCAACUCGCUUUCGGACAGCCAGAAGAACUCGCUGGUGCAGUUCCACGUGCUGUCCACGGCGGUGCCCAUGUCGCAGUUCGACACCGUGAGCAACCCGCUCAGGACGCAGGCCGGGAGCAGCUCCCCGGGGGAGUACCCGCUCAACGUCACCGCCACCGGCCAGCAGGUCAACAUCUCCACGGGGGUCGUCAAUGCCACCGUCGACAACACGCUCUUCACCGGCGACCAGCUCGUGGUCUACCAGGUCAACCAGGUGCUGCUGCCCAUGGCCAUCGCCGGGAAGAAGGCGGACGCGCCGGCCCCCGCGCCGCUGGGUCCGGCCAAGAAGACGCCGGUCGCUGCUGACGCGCCUGGCGGCGCUGAUGCCGACACGGAUUCCACCGCGUCCCGGGCAGCCGGAGGUGGUGGGGGUGGCGGCGUCGUCGCGGUGGCCAUGGCAUUGGCGUCCUGCGUCCUCUGCUGGGGGCUGUGACGUUGCCCAUGAGACUGCGAUUCUCGGUCUACACGUCGAGUUUUUUUUGGUCACUUUUAAUUUCACAAAUGUUUUCUUCCUAGUCAAUUUUCUUUGACUUGUUCUCUUCCGUAUCGUUAAUACCGUUGUACAAUUGCUAGGGAUGUAAAAGUGUAAUCUGUACCGUUGCGUAUAUAUAUGAUUUUUAUGUAAUGCUGCUAAAUAAAUACGGAGUAUAUGAUUUUCUCAUAA
This is a messenger RNA of Brachypodium distachyon (stiff brome), 1177 nucleotides long. RefSeq names its product fasciclin-like arabinogalactan protein 11. The coding region runs from base 161 to 946 and encodes 261 amino acids. The record is from RefSeq and is a predicted model, not a curated record. Lineage: Eukaryota; Viridiplantae; Streptophyta; Magnoliopsida; Poales; Poaceae. The transcript has a single exon.